Molecule: messenger RNA, 3170 nt
Organism: Protopterus annectens (West African lungfish)
Lineage: Eukaryota; Metazoa; Chordata; Ceratodontiformes; Protopteridae
Gene: SGSM3
Product: small G protein signaling modulator 3
Exons: 23
Coding region: 252-2498 (748 amino acids)
Molecular function (GO): protein binding
Source: RefSeq, a predicted model, not a curated record
UACGUCACCAACGCUUUCAUAGGAACUAACCUCAGCCUUAUCUUAUUCCGAACUGGCAGUGGAUUUCUAGAGGGGUGUAUACCGGAGAACGACUUAGAAAGCUUUGCCUUUAACAUGAGCUAUUGGGACUAGGACAGUACUGUAACGAAUGAGUCUGAACCCGGAUUCCACUCUGAAAGGAAAACCAGUGACCAAGCACAUCUUUCCAAGGGUGCCUGGGGCUUCUGGGAUAUAGCCACGGUCCUGACAAGAUGUCUGGGACCUACACUCCAACUGCAGGUGGUCCUUUCUCUGCACUGACCCCAAGUAUGUGGCCCCAAGACAUCCUUGCCAAGUAUGCUCAGAAAGAAGAAUCAGUAGAACAGCCUGAAUUUCGAUACGAUGAGUUUGGCUUCCGAGUUGACAAAGAAGAUGGUGCUGAACCCAAUUCUAGUAAACUGCUCAGUGUUCCACUAAGUGAGGACCCACAACAACGGCUGAGGUGGCAGGCCCACCUUGAGUUUACACAUAACCAUGAUGUUGGUGAUCUAACCUGGGACAAAAUUGAUGCAGUAUUACCAAGGUCUGACAAAUUACGGUCACUUGUACUUGCUGGAAUCCCGCACAGCAUGAGGCCUCAGAUUUGGAUGCGCUUGUCUGGUGCCCUUCAGAAAAAAAGGAAUUCUGAGAUGUCGUACAGAGAAAUUGUUAAAAACAGCUCCAAUGAUGAGAGUAUCGCUGCCAAGCAGAUUGAAAAGGAUUUGCUACGCACUAUGCCCAGCAAUGCUUGCUUUUCAAAUAUGAAUAGUAUUGGCGUGCCAAGGCUACGACGAAUUCUGAAGGCAUUAGCAUGGUUUUACCCAGAUAUUGGCUACUGUCAAGGCACUGGAAUGGUAGUGGCUUGCCUGUUACUCUUUCUGGAGGAAGAGGAUGCCUUUUGGAUGAUGAGUGCCAUCGUAGAAGACUUGGUGCCAGCCUCUUAUUUUAGUACUACAUUGAUUGGGGUCCAAACAGAUCAGCGAGUUCUGAGGCACCUCAUUGUACAGUACCUGCCACAGCUGGACAAACUGCUUCAGGAACAUGACAUUGAGCUCUCAUUGAUCACUUUGCACUGGUUUCUGACUGCUUUUGCCAGCGUGGUUCAUAUAAAGCUUCUCCUCAGAGUAUGGGACCUUUUUUUCUACCAGGCUUCGGUAGUGCUUUUCCAGAUGACUCUGGGGAUGCUUAAAAUGAAGGAAGAAGAACUGAUCCAGUCAGAGAAUUCUGCCUCCAUCUUUAACACACUGUCUGACAUCCCAUCGCAGAUCGAAGAUGCAGAUGUUCUGCUACAGGAAUCAAUGAAAAUUGCAGGCUCCCUGACAGAUGUCAUGAUUGAGGCACAGAGAAGGAAACACCUGGCGUACCUGAUGACUGAUCAAGGACAGCUUCUUAACACAAGCAGCACAGUUAAUUUGUCAAAGAUUGUGAGGCGACAGAGCCUGAGAAGGAAGUCUGGUAUCACCUCCCUUCUGUUUGGUGAUGAUGAUGCUGAGGCCUUAAAAGCAAAGAAUAUCAAACAGACAGAAGUGAUUGCUGAUCUCAGAGAAGCUAUUUUACAAGUUGCCAGACACUUCCAGUGCACUGACCCGAAGAACUGCAGCAUUGAACUGACUCCAGAUUAUUCCAUGGAGAGUCAUCAGAAGGACCAUGAAAACUAUGUAGCAGUUUCGCGAACUAGAAGGCGACGUGCAAAGGCACUACUAGAUUUCGAACGACAUGAUGAUGAUGAGCUGGGAUUCCGCAAAAAUGAUAUCAUCAUAAUCAUCUCCCAGAAAGAUGAACACUGCUGGGUUGGAGAACUAAACGGACUCAGAGGUUGGUUUCCUGCAAAAUUUGUGGAAAUCUUAGAUGAACGGAGUAAAGAAUAUUGUGUUGCUGGUGAUGACUCUGUGACCGAGGCUAUCACAGACCUAGUUCGAGGAACGCUGUGUCCGGCGAUGAAAGCAAUUUUUGAACAUGGCUUGAAGAAACCCUCUCUCCUUGGAGGACCCUGCCACCCUUGGCUUUUCAUAGAAGAGGCUGCGGGCAAGGAGGUAGAGCGAGACUUCAACUCUGUUUACUCUCGUCUGGUUCUUUGUAAAACGUAUAGGUUAGAUGAAGAUGGAAAAGUGCUAACUCCAGAAGAACUACUUUAUCGGGCAGUCCAGUCAGUGAAUAUGAGCCAUGAUGCUGCACAUGCUCAGAUGGAUGUAAAGUUUCGUUCCUUGGUUUGUGUAGGAUUAAAUGAGCAAGUGCUUCACUUAUGGCUUGAAGUGCUGUGUUCCAGUCUGCAAACAGUGGAAAAGUGGUAUCAUCCUUGGUCCUUUCUACGGAGUCCUGGCUGGGUGCAGAUUAAAUGUGAACUCAGAGUCCUCUCCAAGUUUGCCUUCAGUUUAUCACAGGACUGGGAAUUACCUGCAAAGAAAGAGAAUGCAGCUGAUAUGAAGCCAGGAGUGGUUGACAUGCUGGUUAAGCAUCACCUGUUCAGUUGGGAACUGUAGCCUCUCCCAGCAUUACUGUGGACUGAUUCAGAAUGGAAAAGGAAAAAAAGCCUUUGAAAGAUGGUGUUCAAGACAUGUUGGUGAAGCAUCAUUUAUUCAGCUGGGACAUUGAUGGGUAAAUGGUGCAACAUCAUAACCAGUGUUCCGUAAGUCACUUGGGGGAAAAAUGGAAUUUUGCCACACUGCAUUACUAAUUACACUGACUGUGUCAUUUCAUAGUACACACGUGAAGCUGGUGGCAAUAAACUUUAAAAACAGGGUCUUCUUUUUACGAGACUGUUUGAGACAGGUGAACUGAAGGUCCAUGCUGAUCUAGAAAAAAAUAAUCUGUUGAGCCGUCUGUAGAAGUUGAGGCCUCCAUAACUCAGCAGACUGAUCACUGUCUUUACUGCCCUGUAUUUCGGAAAGGGUGCCAUUUCAGAUUUUUUUUUGUUCCAUUGUUGUGGGGAGAGGCUUCCCUACCACUCUACCAUACUGUCCCUUUCUUGGACUCAGUAAAACAUAAGAUAAUCAGUACAGAACACUCCUAUGCCAAAGAAGUAACUUCAGAUGAAGAAGAAAAAAUAAGAAUGCAUCAAAGUCAGUGAAAUAUGAUUGCUAACAUUUCCAAACUUUUACAGAACAGUUCAUGUCAUGGUUUAGUGUUUACUGUAAUAAAGCACUUUGUUCUGA